Messenger RNA from Triticum aestivum (bread wheat), 5717 nucleotides. Its product is annotated as F-box protein At5g49610. Gene Ontology annotation, cellular component: membrane. Lineage: Eukaryota; Viridiplantae; Streptophyta; Magnoliopsida; Poales; Poaceae. The record is from RefSeq and is a predicted model, not a curated record. The transcript is spliced from 7 exons. Gene Ontology annotation, biological process: Golgi vesicle transport. The coding region runs from base 205 to 1275 and encodes 356 amino acids. Gene Ontology annotation, molecular function: protein binding.
CCGGGCCAGGCUGCCACCACCGCGAAAUAGCGGCAACCCAAAGCAAAGCAACAAACCCAGGAGGCCAGGACAGAGGCCGCUCGCCCUUCUCUUUCCCACCUCACCUCCCACCCACCGCAACCGCAAAGGUUUUCUUCUCUUCUCUUCUCUUCUCUUCUCUCGUCAGCCAGGGAGGAGGUUUCCCGUCCCGUCUCCGCCCCCGCCAUGGCCACGUCGUUCGACCGCUGGGAGAAGGACCCCUUCUUCCUCGCCGCCGAGGAGGUCCAGGAGUCCGCCGAUCGGAUGGAAUCGGUGUAUAAGAUAUGGGUGCAGGAGAGGAGCGGCGGCGGCUCGGCCCUCGGCGGGGAGGUCGGCGCCGCCGAGCUGCGCCGCGAGCUGCACACCGCGCUCGGCACCGCCAAGUGGCAGCUUGAUGAAUUGGAGCGAGCAAUUAGAUCAAACGACGAGGUUGUCUCGGCAGGAAAGGAUACGAGAGCACUGCAUAGCAACUUUGUUGCGGCGAUUGGCUAUCGCAUAUUAGAGGUUGAGAACAACCUGAAUGCAUCCAAUGUCGCCGAGGGGAGGGGCACACUGAGCUGGAUUCAUUUGGACGAGAGUGAGCGGGACGACCUUGCGGCUUUCUUAUCUGCAACCCCUCCUCAACAUCAAGAUAAAGUUGUUACAAUCCCAUCUGCUGGCGAUAUUCAAGUGGGCAGCAACCCGACAAGGGUGAGGAAAAAUAUUUCAGCUGACAGCUCCAAUGAUUCAUCUGGCUCUGCAGACUUGAGUUCAGCGAGAGCAAAGGAAGAUGCACAUCGUGGGCACAGGAGGUCAGUCAGUGCCAGUGCUGAUAUUGGAUCGUCGCCUAUGUCAUUUCCAAAUGAACGAGAGGGUGCUGCUGAACAAUCAUCUCUUGGCCCACACAGAGCACCUUUGCUGAAUAUUGUCAAAGCGUGCGGAUUGCCGAGUGCCUUGAAACCUAAGCCUGCAGUUAAGUACAAAAAAGGAGCUGUGAGGUGGGCACAUGCAGACAAACAGGAUCUUGAAGCGGCAAUCCCUCUCACAAAUCCUCAGUUGGGUCAGGGCUUAGAUGGAUACUCUGAAAGAAGCAUCGGUUACUUAAAUACUUGCGAUGGGGUUACAUACAAUAAGAAACUCUAUGGUUGGCUUGGAGCACUGCGUAAGAAACUUCAGAGAUCACAAUAUCAAAUUCGAUAUGGGCGGCCUGCUCAAUUGAUUGUAUUUGCACUUGCUGUUCUCAUAAUAUUUGUGUUUGUAUUCAAGACAAUAUGGUGAGAAAUUUGCAUGGGCUCGUGAUUGGGUUAGAAAAGCCCCACCAGAUCAGCAUAAAUUGCAUGUGGACAGGAGUGACCAUGCACAUAUGGGAAGUUGGGAACCAUGGCAGACUGUUUCUGGUAAUCCACAUUGAAACAAAUGAAGAAUGAUUGUGGAGCAAUUCACCACGCUACGUCUGUAACUCAGUGGCUUUGCCAUUGGAUAUGCACUGGACGGUGGACGGUCUGUGCGGCAUGGUGUAUCUCAAGAUCUCAGUUCUCACAGUGACCAGUUGGCUUGUGCUUAAUGGUAUGCCCUGAACUUCAAAUUAGGGUCAUGCUGCACUAGUGGUGAUGCAGGUGCAGCUAGCAACAGGAAUGCGACUGGGAGUGCCGACUGGUGAUUGUGCUAUCGCCUAUGGGGCCUUACUUGAGAUUUGAGAAGGCUUCCCUUUGGUUAUUUUAUUGAACCUGUGAUAAUUGGUUCCAGAUACAAAUAGAGAUUUGUUCUCAAGUGCUGUAGAAGAGGCUGGAAUAGUUGUACCGGGAUCUGCUUGAACUGUAAUAAUACCUAAACAACAGAGUUAGAGGCUUGGCGAUCCUGUUUGGUCUGUGGCUGAAUUUAUAAUCUGAAGUUCAAAUUUCACAGGUGCUAAUAGGCUUUUGAUAAUUCUACAGAGUUGCAUCUUUGAGAAGUUUUACCACCCAUAAAAAGCCAUAAACUGGUUUGUAACUGGCAUCUCUAGCUCCUGAUUAUUAUCCACGGAUGCCUUCUGUUGCUAAUAAACCAGCCCUGUUGACUGAGUUAACUGAAUUCUCUCUUCCCAUAUUUUUUUCUUUGAAAGAGAGGUUUUUUGUUUGUUAAGCUGCUGCAACCAGGAGCAGAUGUCAAACCUUUUGAUGUGCACUCAAGCACAUUAAAUAAACUUGUGGUUAAUCAUUUCCCGCACUUCACUUUGCUUUGUAUGCUUGUGGGCUUUCUAAUUAGAUUAUUGCCUAGCUUACUUUGCUUUGAGAUUGCUUGCCAUAUAGGUUGUUUUCAUCUAGUUCCAUAUCAAGAUAACCUACUUUAUUCAUAAAUCCUAAAAAUUGAUAAUUAAACUUAAAAUUGUUAGUCUUUUAUUCACCCACCCUUUCGGUCGUAUAGAUACUUUCAUAUAGUACACGACAAAUACAUUGUACGUACAGUGACAAAGGCCAUAUCUCGUCAUGUCUCAAGGUGGACCGGUCCAACUCGGUGAUUCCCAUCCCUUAUGUACUAUUGGGUUAGUAUCUCUAUGCCCACAACUUGUGAAACAUAGUCAUCAACCGAAUAGUAUACUAGUCAAAGGAUAUAUGUCUGUAUAACCUUGUCACUUAAGGACUAUUAGACUAAUCAUCAUAAAAUAUAUAAUCUCAUAAACAAGUCACAUGCUCAUUGGUACAUAUCAGUGAUGAUGUUUAAGGACAAUAGAAAUAAUUCAUGAAUACAUAUAAGGAAAUAACAUCAUCAUGAUUGCCUCUAGGGCAUGUCUCUUGUAGGGCUCUUCUCGUCGCGGAUCCGCCACUCAAGCUCUAGGCCAGCUGCGCCGCCGAGACUCGCCCUCCUUUGGUUGUGGGGCCGCGGACUCUUCCAGCAGCUGGAGUGCAGCCUCCUCGACUAUUGGGUUCCUGACCUCCUUUGUCUCCUGGCCGCAUGUCUUUAAUCAUCAUCGGAGCCAGCCCUCUCCUAGUCAUGAGCCCCCGGCGAGGUCACCGUCUUCCUGGUCUGGUGCCUAUGCUCGACGGCUAACUGCUAGGUGGUCCACCUGAACAACACAUGGUUGUUUCGCUUCCUGAUCGUGCCGACGCCGGCAAACCACUUGAGCGGCGGAUUGUGGUGCCCAUCGAAGGGUCUUCGUGAGUGUUCCUCGCUCCAGAUCCAGUGGUGGCUGUCGGUGGGCUGCACUGGCGAGGUUGCGGGAUGUAGCUGGGAGGCUCCUUUGUGGGUUUUGGCGGCUCUUACUCCGACCAAUUUGCAUUCGACAGUGAGAUGAAUUCUAUGGAUGGCAACUUCAUGCAGAGGGUUGGUUGUGCAAUGGCGGUGGUGACACCGUCACGUCAUGACUGUCCUACGUUUGAAGUUGUUGGGAUCGCGAAAAGUAGUGGCAAACAACACAUGAUUGACUUUGAUUUGGUGAUGCUUUUCGUGUACCCGGUCCCAAGCUCCGGGGUGAAAACCCAGUCUGACCCGUGUUGGUUAUACCUGGCAAUAGCAAUCUUUUUUGCGUCGUUACCUUAUUGAAGGCAUUGUUCGGAUAUGCUCGGACUUGUUCUUCAGAACGAAAACUUAUGAUCUUGACUUUGGUGGUUGGAUCCGGUGACGAUGACGCUCGACCGUUGUACCAUUUCAAAAGGUGUUGUUGUUGAAGAACCGUUCUCAUGAUUCUUGUGGCGUCAAGAGAUGGUUGAUGUGGACAUGGUCAUUGUUGUAGUUUAUGAACCGCUUAGUUUUCCGUCGCUUUGGCAUAACUUUGAUAUUGUACGACUUUAUUCUAUGCUGGCGUAUUUUUUCACUUUUAUGUUGGGGUGUUGGCUUAGAUGUGUGCAUCCUAUUUAUGGGUAUAGAGUUUGUAUACCCUGAUCAAUAAAUCCACCGUUUAUCUCGGGAAAAACAAUCAAUUCUACUUCGACCAUUGUAGCAUCUGACUUCCUCUCCCCGGUCCUAAGGCUUCAUUUCGCCCCCACCCAGAAAACACCCUCGCUCUCCACCCUCACCUUACACCGGCGGGAGAGGAGCGUGCUUCUCCGCUCGCUGAAAUCUCGCGGCUCCUGCUGGUUGAUGUUCUGCUCCGGGUCUGGCACAGCAAGAGGCCAGAGGGGGGAGGCCGGUGGUAGGUAGGCUUCUGCUUCUCCGUCGUCCUCGGGGUCGAGCAGAUUCUCUUGGCCGGUGUGCUGCUCUGAUGCCGUCUUCCCCGUGCGAACUCAACACUGCACAGUAAACUACAAUAGAGAUGGACACUGAGAAUGGUUUUCUUGCUGCUAAGCUAACUGAUGAUCUAGUGGUGGAGAUCCUCUCCCGGCUGCCGUUCAAGUCUUUUUGCCGCUUCAAAUGUGUCUGCAAGGCCUGGCUUGCCUUCUCCUCUAAUCCAGAUUACUGCAAGGAGCUUUUGAAAAUUCCGAUGGGUCUUCUAUAUCAACACCGUUAUGAUGAAUUUGAUAAUGAUUUCGAUGACUCUGCUAUCAAGCUUGCUAGCCUGCCCCACAAUGACAAGGAAUUUGAUGAAGCUCUUAGUUUCCUACCACAAUAUGAGCAGUUAGAGCUGCUGGACUCUUGCAAUGGCCUGGUCCUUUGUAAGUACAAGAGCAGCUGUACUCCUUUUGGUAUUUGCCGCUUUAUCGUGUGCAAUCCGGCAACACGAGAGUGGAAGGUGCUCCCUGAUACUCCUCCUAGCGAUUAUAAACCUUUUUGCAAUGUGAGUUUUCUGGCUUUUAGCCCAUCAUGGUCGACAAAGUUCUACAUCUUCAACUCUCAGCGGCCGAGCACCCGCUAUUGGGUAUUUGGCCCCGUCAAAUUUGAGGUGUUCUUGUCUGACCUUAACACUUGGUUUCUGUAUGAUACAUCAGUGCUCUUUGAGGCAAAAGUUUCUCGACCACACAUGUUUAUAGAUGGAGCAUUGUAUGUGCACACAGGUUUGCAUGACAUUCUGGUCCUGGAGGAAACUAGUUCUGGCAUUCCGCCGUCUCUUCGGACUAUUAAGUUGCCGCAUGAAGAUGGUGCCUUUAUGGGUAGGUUUGGCCAAUGUUGCUUUGGCCAAUCUUCGGGGGCCUUGCACUAUGCAUUGCCAGAGGAGGAUGCUCGUACGAUUCUUGUUUGGAGUCUUGAUGUUGAUGAGCCUUAUGAGUGGAGCCUCAAGUACCGCCUCAAUAUGAGCCAAGCAUUCGGAAGGGACAACCUUUGUCAGCAUGGUGCACCCCACUGGAAAUCCGACUAUGCUGUCGUCUCUCUUGACCUGGAGAGAGAUGGUCUUUUCCUGAUUGACAAACGGGAGGACAAGAUCCGUUUGUACAAAAUUAGCACCGGUGGACUUACUCACAUUCAACCAGAAGACCACCGCUCCCGCUUUUUGAAUAACAAGUACUAUCAUUAUGUGGCAUCCUACUCAAAGCUCCCAGCUUUAACCAUGUAGUCGGUACCAUCUUUGUUUGGCUUUUGAGCGUGACACCUCUUUAUAUAUGCUGUCAAAAAAUGCAGAGGCAGUUCUUCUCUCAGUUAAUUGCUAUUUAUGGACUGUAAUCUAGGACCAUUUUUUGUUUUCUUGAACCUAUUCCGUUUGAGUACCAAAUAUUAAUGAGGUUAGCUCUAUUCUGUCGUCAUGUAAAUAAACUGAUUGUAGCAGAAGCUGCAUGUAAGCUGGGAGCCCUAUGUAUUCUGCCCUAGCCAUCUCUCUGCAAAUACAGUUCCUGAAAUUUCCCAGGGAAGAUGCUGAAUUUCUUGGAAAUACU